Messenger RNA from Penaeus chinensis, 1940 nucleotides. Its product is annotated as carbohydrate sulfotransferase 11-like. The record is from RefSeq and is a predicted model, not a curated record. Gene Ontology annotation, molecular function: sulfotransferase activity. The transcript has 8 exons. Gene Ontology annotation, biological process: carbohydrate biosynthetic process. Lineage: Eukaryota; Metazoa; Arthropoda; Malacostraca; Decapoda; Penaeidae. Gene Ontology annotation, cellular component: membrane. The coding region runs from base 258 to 1583 and encodes 441 amino acids.
CGUAUUCAAAUUAGUAUAGCAAUGGGGCAACAGCGACACAGGCAUAUUUUUUCGCUCAGCACAUGCGGGAGAGGCUCAGACUGGCUGCAUCCGUCGCACUGACAGGUUGAGCGAAUAAAAGUUAAGUUGACAGAAAAAAAAUUAAGUUGAUAAAAGAAAGGUUGACAGAAGAGCUGGUUGAGGAAAAGCUGGCUGAGGAAAAGUUGGCAAGAAAAGGUGACCGAAAGUUUGCACGGUGACCAAAAGUUUACAAGGGAAUGUGGUCCAGAACAAGAAAAUUCAUUUACUUUUCGAUUUUGUUUUUGGCGGUGGCGGUGGGGAUGGUUUACUUGCGAGGGAAAUAUCCAGAAGCGCCGUCUUUUUUGGCGGAGAUUCGCGUCGUCGAGGGUGAGGCUGCCGGAGACCAAAAGAGGGUUGAAGGGACGACCGACAGAGGCGAAAACGAAGACCUAGAAAGACGCGGUGAUGACGCAGGUGAAAGUGAAUACAAAGACGCAUACGACAGCGAGCAUGGCGACGGAGACGAAGGGACGCUCGGUGACAAAGACGAAGGAAACGCCGGAAAGCAAACAUCCCAGACAAAGGAGGGCUACGAAGGACAAGAGGAACCGAGACACUUCGAAACCGAGAAGAGAAGCGGCGACGAAGAAGAAGCCACAGGAGAGGGCUUAUUAGAGCUGUUUCGUCGUCGGCGGGAGAGGGUGAGGGCCGCCUGCGAGGAGAGGAGGAACAACUCCGCAGAAAAGGAGAACGUCGAGGUCACACUCAAGAGACAGAUCCUCCACUUCUGGGGCUGGAAUGUGUCCGUGUGCACCAUUCCGAAGGUGGGGUCCGGGACGUGGCGGGGUCACGUGAACCGCAUAAAUGGACGCUCCGGAGACCCCCUCAGAGACCCCAAGAGGAGGAAUGUGACGAGGGGGCCUGUGAGGGACGCUCUUGGCCAGGUGCGGAAGACGGUGCGGAUCAUGACGGUUCGACACCCCCUCACCCGUCUCGUGUCCGCCUACCGCAAUAAAUUUCGAGAUGGAAAGAGGUUCGGCGUCCAUCAUAAGAUCGGAAGAAGGACUUUUCUCGUUCCUGCUCUCAAACACCUUCCCCAAAAGAGGAACAAGAAUCACCUGUCCUUCCCCGAUUUCCUCACUCACGUCGUGAAAUCCCACAGGGAAGGACGCGUCAACUUACACUGGCAGACCUUUUCGUACUUGUGCUCGCCAUGCCAUCUCGACUACGACUACGUCACGAAGCUGGAAACGCAGACGGAGGAGCUGCAUCACGUGUUCGGGGUCGUGGGCCUCCCCGCGGACCCUGCCAGGCAAGCCAACCCCAUCAAGAAGGGCGAGGACAAGGACGCCUCCGACCUCGCAUAUUACAAACAAGUUCCUUUGAGCUUGAAGAAAGAAAUAUAUGACGUCUUUAAGUUUGACAUGAUGAUGUUUGACUAUCAGCUGCCUAACGACUUUUGGGAAACCACAUAUUACAAACAAGUUCCUUUGAGCUUGAAGAAAGAAAUAUAUGACGUCUUUAAGUUUGACAUGAUGAUGUUUGACUAUCAGCUGCCUAACGACUUUUGGGAAACCACGUAAUGUAGGGGAUACGUGCAGUGUGCGUUUUUAAGCGAGCUUCUAUUUUAAUUUGAGAAGGUGAAGAAAAUAGAAAAAAUAGUCUUUAGAACCUUUAGUUAAUCUUUUGGCAUACCUUUGACUUCAUAGGUCCCACAUAGGAGAAAAUUUGUUUCAUAAAUACUGUAUGCAUUUCUAUAUAUUCACAGUAUGUGCCAAACCAUUCCCUAAAUUAGUGGUAUAUUCGUACAGAACUUACUGUUAGAGUUUUCCAGUUGUACCUUUUCUUAAUAAUGUUUUCAUAAUGAGUAAUAAUAAUGAAAUACACAUGAACUUUUAAAUGGUAAUGACUAUCACAAAUAAAUUGCAUAAAUAACUCAA